AUGGGUGGAGAAAGCAAUGAUCCAAAUCAAACUAAGAGCACAACCAAUGCUUGUAAGGAAACAAGAUGCAAGUGGAGUCCAAUCGAAGAUGUUGUUCUUAUUAGUGCAUGGUUAAACACGAGUAAUGAUCCGUUUGUUGGUAAUGAACAAAAAGCUUCUGCUUUUUGGAAAAGAAUUGGUGCAUAUUAUUCAUCAAGUCCUCCAAUAUCAAGUCUACCAAAACGAGAAUCCAGUAAUUACAAGCAAAGGUGGCAGAAAAUAAGUGAUAGUGUCAGCAAGUUUGUUGGAUGCUAUAAUCAAGCUGUGAGUCAAAGAACUAGUGGUCAGUCUGAAGAUGAUGUUGUCCAAGUUGCAUACCAAUUCUACUUCAACGAUUACAACACUAAAUUUGUGCUGGAACAUGCAUGGAGGGAGCACCGUCAUAACCAAAAAUGGUGUAGUUCUUACAGCUCUCAAAAUUCUAAGAGUGGUGGAAGUUCAAAAAGAACAAAAUUGGAUAAAGCUGGCACAUUUUCUUCCAGCUCUAACACGGAAAGUAACAUAGACAAAGAAUUUAUGGCUCAUCCCCUUGGUGUGAAGUCAUCAAAGCGCAAAGAAAAGAAGGUUUUUACUAAAACAACACAAGAAGAAAGGAAGUCCAACUCUCAAUCAAGGCUCGAGAACUUGUGGGCUCUGAAGGAGAAAUACAUAGCUGAGAUAAAGAAACUAACAAAGAUGGAACUCCUUAAAAGUCUUCUAGGAGAAACAGAACAACUUUCAGAGAAAGAAGAAACUUUGAAGAACAAAAUCAUUGAUGAGAUGUUGUAA
Brassica napus (rape) is the source of this 807-nucleotide messenger RNA. RefSeq names its product glutathione S-transferase T2-like. NCBI's taxonomy places the organism in Eukaryota, Viridiplantae, Streptophyta, Magnoliopsida, Brassicales, Brassicaceae. The coding region runs from base 1 to 807 and encodes 268 amino acids. The record is from RefSeq and is a predicted model, not a curated record. The transcript has a single exon.